UCCAAAAGAAAAUGAAAUUGAUUUAGUUCCUCAAAUGGAAACUUGCGGCUUAUGGGCAGAUAUAUCAGGAGCUAAAAAUAUUGUUGCCUAUCAUGCUCAAAGCUUAAUUUAUAAUGUAAACAAUAAUGCUGUAGAAGGAUUUAAUAGCGUAGUAGCGAAAUUUGUUGGUGGAAAGAGGGUGAACUUUUCUUUACGAGGAUCAUACAAUGUAAGAUGUAAUGCUGCAGUUUCAUCAUUUAAUUUUGGUCCAAAAUAUUUAAAAAAUUUUUAUAAAAAAGUUAUAAAUGUAAGUCCUGGAGUAUAUACUAAAAAAUUCGUAAACAAAAUUAAUAAAAACCAGCAUAUAAAGAAAAAAAAAUGUAUUGCUGGACCAGAUGAAGAUUAUGGAGCUGUAGACAUUAGAAUAGGUAUAAUUGAUAUGCCACUCGAAGAAUACGAUGCCAAAAAAAAUGCAUUUUUAAAAAAAAUCUAUUUAACCGUCGAUGAAAUAGUUACGAUAGAAAGAAAUACCAUCGGACAACAAGAAAAUGACGAUUGGAAAAAAUUUAGAAAACAACGACUCACGGCAUCAAAUUUUGGCAAAAUAUGUAAAUUAAGACCUACUAUAGUAGGUAUACUUCGCGAGCGAAUACUGUAAAAUAUAUUUUAUAUGAUAUUUUCUAA
Molecule: messenger RNA, 663 nt
Organism: Aphis gossypii (cotton aphid)
Lineage: Eukaryota; Metazoa; Arthropoda; Insecta; Hemiptera; Aphididae
Exons: 3
Coding region: 35-637 (200 amino acids)
Source: RefSeq, a predicted model, not a curated record